GAGAGAGAGAGAAAAACGGUGCCUGUAACAAUAAUGGGAUACACAAGCGCAGAGAAGAACGUAAAGAUGAGUUUAAUAAGUAGUUGAAAGAAGCAACGCUAGGUGGAGCCGCAUACACGUGUAAGUGCGCGUGUUGCGUCCGGGCGGCUAUAGAGCAUCGAAGCGACGAAGGACACAGAAGGGGGGAUUCGCGGGAUUUCAGGCAGUGGCAGGAUUGUAGCGCAGGCGAUGGUGGCGGCUGCCUCCGGUUGUCGUUCGUUGCUGCGAUGCGUUCUUGUUCUAAAUCAUUCACGCGAGUAAAUAUCUAUUGUAACAUGCACUAAGGUAAAUAAAUAAGAAGAGGAAACUAGCGUAGACUAGAGGAGACUGAGCAAACGGAGCGAUCGGAGCACGACAAAGCUGAGUCAGCUGUGAUACAAGUGUAAGGAAAAAGUAUUUACAUCUCGACGGAAAUACGUCCGACGUAUCAGGAUCAGUGGUUUUUAGUGGUGUAAACAAUUAUCGUCAAGUCGUAAGAAUCUUGCAACAUUCGCUACAUCCGCGUCGUAUCUUCCUGUUCACAAGUGUGUUGUGUUGUUAUUUUUCGCGAACGUGCCUCUGUGCGUGUGUAUGUAUGCGUCGAGUCAAUCAGGGAGAAGGCCUCUCCGUACUGUGUUCUGUCUUCUUCAUGUUCGUGUGUGAGUUCGUCAUAAAUCGGCGGACCAAACGGGAAACUGGUUAAGAAGUGCUGUCCCUGGGCAAAAAAAGGAGCGGGCGGGGGAGGGGGGAUUCAGUCGAUAGAGUUUUUAUCGGAGGAAAAAAGUGCGAUAAAUUCGUCUGCAUAUAUGAUGUACUUGUGUAUAUAGAGAAAUCAUUUCAUAGCGCCCAAACCCACCACAGUAACGAAAGGAAGUUGAGUGCGUUCUUUUUCAUUCUCUUGUUUCCAGUGUAUCAUUGUUUUAUCGUUUUCGUAUUCAUGGUGGUUUACCGUUUGUGAUUCAUGUGACGAGUGCUUUUUUUUCGUGUUUCGUGGUAAUAUUGAAUAAAUAAAUAUAAUUGUCGGCCAGCGCGGUGGCGAACGGGCGGGAAUAUGGUUACGAUGUCAAGUGAUACGUGUGGAUACGUCCUUUUCCUUUUGUUGCUCGUUCCAUAUAUCGAAAGUGCUCAACGACUCAACGAGUACGUUCGCCACUACGAACCACUGUCUUAUUCCACCGACGAAGUUCAUCGGAAUCAUCUCAGAGCCAAACGAUCGGUCACACGUGAGAAUUCGUUGAGCCUCAAGUUUCGAUCGCACGGACGUGACUUUCACUUGCGUCUGAAGAGGGAUCUCGCUGUAUUCAGUGAUAACCUUGUGAUCGAGGGACCCUCUGGUGAGAUCGAGGAUCUCGACACCUCCCAUAUCUACGAGGGUCAUUUGAUAGGUGAACCAAACAGUCACGUGUCCGGUAGCGUCAGUGACGGUGUUUUUCAUGGGAAAAUCGUAUCACCUCGUGAUGGAGCGUAUUUUGUAGAAAGAUCGCACUAUUAUCCCGCAGUUCACUCUCAGAAUGAGUCUCACCACUCGGUUAUAUACCAUGAAAAUGACGUUGGUGAUCCUUACGCCAGUGUGAGAGAAGGUGACUCGAGCGGUUGUGGGAUAACGGACAAGAUUGCAGAAUGGAUGAACAAGGUUCAAAAUUCCGGAGAGCCUGAUCCACCACCACCGACAAUCGAAAAAAUAUUAAGAGCGGAAAGACCAAAAGUCGAUCCAUGGAACGGUGAUACCGAGACACCGGGUCACAAAUACUCCAAAGAGGCAAAUAAUCCUGAUCAACAUCGUAGGAGUCGAAGAGCCACAAGGCCCAAAGAAGACAACAAAAAUACGUGCUCACUAUUCAUACAGACUGAUCCUUUCAUAUGGCGCCAUAUAUCCGAACACCUUCGUGGAGAUCCCGAAAAGACGAGAGAGGAAAUUUUGUCUCUAAUAGCACAUCACGUCACUGCGGUGAAUUAUAUAUACAGGGACACGAGAUUCGACGGGAGAAUUGAACACAGAAACAUUAAAUUUGAAGUUCAGAGGAUAAAGAUCGAUAAUGACACCGCUUGCUCACCGCGCUCUGACUCAAAACCCAAUGUGUUUUGUAUGGAAAAUAUCGACGUCAGUAAUUUCUUGAAUCAACACUCGUUGGGAAAUCACGAAGAUUUUUGUCUCGCAUAUGUUUUUACGUAUAGAGAUUUUACCGGCGGGACACUCGGCCUCGCUUGGGUAGCGUCAGCUUCUGGUGCAUCCGGUGGUAUAUGCGAAAAAUACAAAACAUAUACGGAAACGGUCGAAGGAAUGUACCAAUCGACGAAACGAUCACUCAACACUGGGAUAAUAACAUUCGUUAAUUAUAACAGCAGAGUACCCCCAAAAGUUUCACAGCUAACUCUGGCCCACGAGAUCGGACACAAUUUUGGUUCACCGCAUGAUUUUCCUCCUGAAUGUCGACCCGGUGGUUUACAUGGCAAUUACAUUAUGUUUGCCUCUGCGACCAGUGGAGAUCGUCCAAACAACAGCAAAUUCUCAAAGUGCAGUGUAGGAAACAUCAGUAACGUUCUCGAUGCUAUUGAGGAUAACAAAAAACGGAAUUGCUUCACUGCAUCCGCCGGUGCUUUCUGUGGCAACAAGAUUGUCGAGGCUGGUGAGGAGUGCGAUUGCGGUUACGACGAUGUCGAAUGCGUUGACAAAUGCUGUUAUCCACGACAAGUAUCAGACGACGACAAGAGUCACAAGGGUUGCAAAAGAAGAAAGGGCACUCAGUGCAGUCCAAGUCAAGGUCCUUGCUGCUCGAGUGAAACCUGCCAAUUCGUUUCGCUCCACGAUAGAGUGCAGUGUAAAGCCGAGUCCGAUUGUAGUUACAAUUCAACCUGCAAUGGAAGAUCAGCUGAAUGUCCAGUAUCGUUGCCAAAAGCCAAUAAAACUCGGUGUAACGAGGGAACUCAGUUGUGCAUCAACGGAGAAUGUACAGGCUCUAUAUGCCUCGAAUGGAAUUUGACCGAGUGCUUUCUCACAAGUAAUAUCAUACCGAAUAUCGACAAGCGAAAACUUUGCGAAUUGGCAUGUCAGAAUGGCACAGAUGCCAGCACUUGCCGAAGUACAAGUGAAUUCGCUCAAAGUGUUGGGUUGCCUGAUGGUGGCAUAAGUCUUCGGCCGGGCUCGCCGUGUGAUAACUUCCAGGGCUACUGCGACGUUUUUCUAAAAUGUCGUGCCGUCGAUGCAGAAGGUCCACUCGCAAGAUUGAAAAAUAUGCUUUUCAACAAAGAAACACUUCUGACUGUAGCACAGUGGAUGACGGAGUUCUGGUGGGCUGUUCUUUUGAUGGGUAUUGCAUUCAUGAUAUUCAUGGGAAUGUUUAUUAAAUGUUGCGCUGUUCACACACCAUCGAGCAAUCCGAAAAAGCCACCUGCGAGACGUAUCAGUGACACACUCAGAAGGCCAAUGAACACGCUCAGAAGAAUGCGACAUCCACACGGUGGCGGAGGCGGUCCUGGACCUAGAAGUAUACCGCCCAAUCAAAGUCGCGGAGGUCAUGGUACACGGGGACCAUCGCAUGGUUAUGGAGAGGGUAGAGGAGCUCAGUAUUAUCCAAAAGGCUAUCGCUCGGUUCCCACAGCUAGUGCACCACCAAGCGCCCAUUCAGCAGGCAACCACGGCCGUUCCAAUCGCCCAGAACUGUACGCCGGUGCCUAUUCGGGCUCCGGGGGAGGUAGCAGGAGUGCAGCUUACGAGAUGAGACAUCAUCACAACAAGGUGUGACGAUCACAGAACUUCGAGAGCGAUAAUUUAUCUGCAGCCGCGACCCGCAUAGCUCCAUAAUCAGAGAGAAGAUCAACAGUAAAGAAAAUAAGGACGUUGAGAAUAAUGAGUUCUCAUAAAACAACGAUGUCUCAAAACUUAUGAGGACGCGUCAUCAAUGCAAUUUUCGAAUUGGUGAGAAGAAAAAAAAACGUAAUUGAAUUUCAUCGUCAAUUCGAUACGAAAUAUCAAUGAAAAGAAAAACAAAAAAAAAUCACAAAAAAAUGACAAUUUCUUCCGAAAUAAAAUUAUAUUUAAAAAACUACACAUCAGUAAGAAGUGAGGAGUUAACAAAGCGCAUAAAAACAUGUGUAUAACGUGUCAAAACGAAUAGGACGAGAAUAUAUCUUUUCCAAUUAGCCAAAACGAUGAGCUAAUACUCGCUAAUCGAUAUGUACGAUCGUUGCGACGAUUAGACUAAAAUUCACGACUCAGCCAUGGAAAAGUGGCGUUGUCGAUCCGCUUGAAAAAUGUGAUAGGAAAAAUAAAGUAAAACAUGACUGGGAAUGCGGACUGCACAUGAUACAAAAAGGGAGGGAAGGAGAACGAUGAAAAUUGGAAAAUUUCUUCUAUCGGCUUUUUAAGUCGGAUUUAUCAAGGUUUAACACGACACGCUCUGCAUUGGCGCACAGAAGAAGAUCGUAUCGAUGAAUCGUAAAAUGGAAAACCAUUAGGUUAUACCGCAACUUGAACUGAAAUCGCCAUAAUACUCGGCACACAUUGCGAAACAAAGCUGUGAAAAAAAUGAUGAGCAUUUUUAUUUUAUAAUUCAUGGUUCGAUCUUCAAGCGUCAUCAUAAUAUGGGCGUUCAGCGUUACCAAACUAUCGCAGGUCAUUCGUUUGAUCUCUGUACCAUUGUAGUAUAUAUAUAUGUAAUAACAAUUUAACGAUAAUGGUAUUAUUCUUAUACUAAUUUUUAUUAGCCAAUUGAAGCAAACGAGAGUUAACGGGAGGAACAAAACAAACGCAAUUGAAUGAACGAAAGAGAUAAAUACUGGAACAUUAAAGAAACGAAGGAAGAACAAUUUUCUAUAAAUGUUAUCAAAAAAAAGAAAUUGCUAUAAUUUACAUUUUUUUUUCAUUCAUUAUUAAUACGAAUCACCGAUGUUUCUAACCAUUGUUAAAUAUUGCUCUUUAUUAUUUAAUCGAUUUAAUUAUAGCGCAAGAACAAAUCCAUCACAUACCAUACAAACAAAAAAAAAAUUGUACAUUAUAUUGUAAUAGUUGUUGGUGUUUCUUUUUUUGUUUUGUUUCGAUUUUUUUUUCUCAUUUUUGCAAUAACGGGAAAUGCACGGCAUUUGCACUGUAUGCAACGGCCAUGGCGGACCAAAGAAGAAAGGAGAGACAGAAAGAGAAAAACCCUCUUGUGGGUGCUAAUUAGAUUCUGUCUGAGGCACGUUCUACAUAUACAUACAAACACAUAUACAUAUAUAAAUAUAUAUUAAUUUUUUUUCGUUUUUUUUUCAUUUUUUUUCUAAUCUUCGUUUUCACAUCCGACCGACGAGUCAGUGUUCCGUACCCCCACUUUCCGUUGCCGGGGUUACUUGUGAAUUGAGUCGAAUUAUUGAACAAUCUAUUGCCGCCUAAUUGCGCAGUCGCAUUUAAUAACAUAUAAACGUGUAUUUCGUCGAUAUUUUUAACACAGCUCUUCUUGUUUUAGCAUUUUACUGGCGGCUCUAUCAUGUUCAAUGUGACAAUGCAUUUUUUAAAUAGUUUUCACAACUGUUAAUUGAAUAUAUAAUAUAUCUUUCACUCGGUCAAUUUUAUAAUUUUACAAUGUUGAACAAUUUCAUGGAAGACACGAAAAAAAACACGUUAAUCCGAAUAAUCAGUCAUUGACGUUGGCAUCCUCGGAAUGCAGUGAAUCAAUCUGAGAAGAUCGAAUUUUCAUAGAUGUUUUCAAUUCGUAUUUUGGAAAUUGUGGAUGUAAAUUCAAUGAUUUCAAUAUUUUUAUUGAAACAAGUUUUGUCAGCAUUCCAAUGAAAUAAAAUCGAUCAGAAUUUUUAAAAUCCGCAAAAAAACAAAUAAUAAGACUGAGCAUUUUCCAAUACGAAGAAUUUUUUCAAUACGAAUUAUUCAUCUUUUCUUAUUGACCGUGAAUCAUUAGCAUUAAAGGAAAAACAGAAAAAUUGAAGAUUCUUUGACGAGCUUUUGAAAACAAUUUUUCUUUUGUAUAAAUUGUCUUCUGUAUAAAUUGUAAAACAGUGCCGCCGCCGCCACCACAUUAUUUACAUUCUCAUUCUUCGACGCAAAGAAAACAACAAAAAGCCUUUGUGAAUUAUUGUUAUUUAUACAUGAAGUUGUUUCCCUGAGCCAAAACCGCCCUAACGAGUCAGAUACGACUCAAUGACUUUGAUAGCAACUGGGCAAAAAUAGAAGGAGAAAAAAAAAUAAUAAUUUAAAUUGCGAGUACUCGUGCAAUUUUAUUUCCACUUGACAUAGCCGUUCGUUCAUUUUAAGCACAAUUUAAAGAAAGACGGAGAGGUCGUACUGAAUUAAUCGAUUGCAACUAUUUUUCUAUGCAUAUUCUAUGGAUAUGAUAGUUUUCUCUGGCUUGACUACGUUAUAUUAUUUAUUAUUUUUUUUUGUUCGUUCAAUUUUUUUCAAUGAGUCAUCAAGAUUCGUGCGCUCGUGAUUUUUCGAAAACGACAACUUUCCAAGAGGAAAAAGAUUGAUAUGGUAAUCAUUAUUCGGUAACGAGGAAAAAACAAACAGCAGACACAUGCAAAGUAUUUCGAACCAAAAGAAAAACUAAUUUUUUCGGGUGGUGGAAAGGAAGAUAUACAUAUAGCCAGCCAAAUUGCUACAAUCCGAGUUUGCGGGUCAUGUGAAAAUGUAAAAUAGACGCAAUGUGAUUAUUGAAGCGAAACGUACGAGAGAAAGAGAAAAAAAUGAGAAAGAUAGUGGGGCAAGAUUGAUAGACGAUGUGAGAAAAGAAAUGAUAAGAAUAGCAGAGCAAUUUUUGUCUGUUGACUAUGCACUCGUUUAUGUGUGAGCGUGUGUACGUGUGUAAGAAUGCGUCUGCUACGUGUAAAUGUGAGCUGUAAACGUACAUGGUUUACGGGACAUUUUGACGAGAACAUGAUAUAUUAGAGGAACGAAAGCAAUGAUGGGAUUACCUGUGUACAUAAUAACUGACAUUAUACAUAAACGAUUAAUUAUAAAUACCUAAUUAUAAUGGUAAAUGCGAAUAGGAAUACUUGUUUUUAUAUCAGAUCUGUAUUAUAGCGCGAUAUUAUUCUGUAUUUUGUAAUCAGGAAUGGAGACAAGAUUGAUUAACGAACAUUAGAACAAGAGGAUGAAAAAUAUGAAAAAAAAAAAAAAUAGUUGCCGUUUAACACGUGUAGCUUUAUGCGAAAGUCAAGAAAACAAGUUGCAAGGAAACCAUGCGUAAUGAUCAUUCUUCGAAAAUUUCGACGCCCGUUUGCGAUGUUAAAGCUUCACGACUUAUGCGAACGAGAUUUAUUGUUCAAAAAAUGCCCUCUCAUUUUUCUAAUUGAUGUACUAAAAAUGAAAGUCACCUAAUCGUGCCAAUGUGUCACUUCCCUUCGUUCAAUCUUCCACGAAAAAUUGAGAUAAAAUUAAUUUCAUUUCACAAAUCGAAAAUGUGAUGAAUACAAGUAAUCAUUUUUGUUGAGUUCCAUACCAUAUCAAGUUUUUUGGCUUUUCUAAACCAAGGAUCUGUAAUAGUAUAUUACACACCUAGGGCAGGAAAAUAAGGAAAGUCGACUUCGCCUCGGCCGACAAUUACAUGUGGUCUGAGGCUUUACUUUUUCCUGCACGAGGUGUGUAUACGAUUUUUCUGUCCGACGCAGGCGGAGUGCGGCAACUUCGGCCCGGAGGGCAGAAAAAUUCGUUUCUGUUCUACUAAAAAUAUUAAAAUUCAUUUUUUGACUUCAGACAAAGCGAGAUGAGAAAUUGAAAGGGUUAUUUAUAAAAAAAGGACGAAAAUUAAUUUCAAUGCAAUGGCAUGAAUUGUCGACAACAUUUGACUCACAAGUCACAAGUUCGUUGUAAUCGUUUGUUUAGUGUCGUAGAGCAUUAGCUAUCGCAAAUGAAGACGCAAGUCGAAGUCUGCAUGACUGAAGGGACAAACAAGAAAUGAAACGGCACGAAAUCAUAUAAAUGUUUAAACGUUUAUCGUAGAUGCAACGAGAGUCCCUAGCACCAUUCAAUAUAAUUAGGAAUGUACUUUUUUUUUUUAAAUUACAACCGUUUUUCAUAACUGUAUCGACGAAAUUAGCUAAUUUUCUACAUACGUCGAGAAUUGUGUGCCGAAAAAUUGACAGAACAAAAUGAAAUAUAGAUUUCUUCAAUAGAGACAAACUGAUGAAAGAAAAUUUCAACAUGAACUGCCAAAUUGAUGCAGCUGCACAAACAAGUUGUAAAACUGCAAAAGUUUAAAUAUAGAUGAUCUUAUCCGUGAUUUCGAAAUUCCACACUGCCAAGCAGUUUAUUGCCUACAUGAAUUUUCAUUUUCUAACAUUUUUUUCAAAGGCUCGAGUUUCCUUCUAUUGGCUUCCAAGACACUGCCGAGCAGCUUACUAAAAAGCUGUAACUAUAUCGAUAUCUCUCGGGAUCCGGUUCUGAUAAUACAUUAUAUAAUUAUAGGUAUCAUUAAUUAUUAAUCAUGCACGAGCCCGUACCUCUGACUGUUUCAAUUCCAUUAUUGAGAAAGGGCAAAAAAAUGUACUCUUUUUUUUUUGUUACCAUCAUUUAUUCUCAUCAACGAUGGCAUGUUUUGAGCUUUUGCAUGAAAUCUUCUAUUUUGUUACAAGAUAAUAUUCCAGUCAUUGAUUAUCUCAUAUAAAAUAAUUCUAAAAUUAGUCGAUAGCUUAGAGAAUUCUCUUUAAAAUAAAUUAUUUCUUUCUAAUUGACGAAAAUACACUUGUAUUGAUUUAGAAUAACAAAACCAAUUGAAGGAUUCUCCGUUCGCAAUUGAGAUAUUUAAUUAUACGGAUAUUUCAUUUCUAGAACCAACCACGAGAUGUAAUUUACAUAAAAGCUUUCCGUAAAAAGUGUUUGUUUUACUUUUCCGUUUAAAUUUGAAUUUAUCUGUAGCCGCGUCAAGAGCCAAAUAAUGCCUGCGUGGCUCCGAGGAUUGAAUGGGGCAAAAGCUCUCGUUGUUAGAAUAUCGAUUGCGUGAGGGGUUUUUGCGUGCGAGCUACUCGGCGAUAAGAAAUAUUUCCUCGAUUAUCUGUCCCCCUUUCCACUUAAAACUGUCUAUUAAUCUGCGCUUAGGCUUCUCGUUCCAAUUGUGACGCGAUGCACCAUAUAUCCCCCUAUCACAUGUACAUAAUGUCAAAGAACGAAGAGAGAAGAAGAGAAAAAAAAAGAAGGAAAGAAAAACAACAAAAAAAGAUAAAUUACAUAUUAUAUUUUUUCUAUCAAUCCAAAAAACGUGGUGACCUAUCGACAUCGUGCAUCCUCUGGAAUUAUUUCGAGCUAUUGAUUUUCUUUCUCUUUCUCUUCGUCGAUUGUAAACAUUUUGUGCAUACUUUUUGAUUCAUGAAAAUUUCGUUUCCUUAAACUGUCAUGAAAAAUUGAAAAAUUUGUUGCUCGGAUAUCGCAAAACACCAUGUGGCCUUCCCUUGCUACAACAGUCUUCUCCCACUUUCAGUCCUUCCUUUCUUCCUCUUCAAUGUUUUUUCUAUUUUUUUUUUUAUCCUACAAUAAAUUACAAUUCACUCAUACGUUCUAUUUAUUGCGCAUGAUACUGACCAAUCGCCCUGAUGUAGCCUAAAACUACUUUCACAUUUCACACCUGACCCUCAACGAACCCCAAAUGUUUAGGACAUGGCGUGUUUUAAGGAUAUAUAAAUUAAAAAAAAAAAAUAAAAUAAAAUAAAAAAUAUGAUUGUGAAUCUCUUUUGUGCUACGUUAAUGUGAUUAUAUUAAAAAAAAAGAAAAAAAAAGAAAAAAUACUGUAAAGAAUUGAAAAUAAAGCAUACAUUUUACAUUUCUGGCGUA
Venturia canescens is the source of this 9769-nucleotide messenger RNA. It is a transcript of the gene kuz, whose product is annotated as zinc-dependent metalloprotease kuz. The record is from RefSeq and is a predicted model, not a curated record. Lineage: Eukaryota; Metazoa; Arthropoda; Insecta; Hymenoptera; Ichneumonidae. Gene Ontology annotation, biological process: membrane protein ectodomain proteolysis; Notch signaling pathway. The coding region runs from base 1070 to 3760 and encodes 896 amino acids. Gene Ontology annotation, molecular function: metalloendopeptidase activity. The transcript is spliced from 15 exons. Gene Ontology annotation, cellular component: plasma membrane.